AUGUCUUCCUCAGCGCACCUCUCCAACUCCAUUGGCGUGUCACUCGUCUUGGUAGAUGUACAGAAUGACUUUCUACCAGAAGGGUCGCUUGCAGUCCCGUCCUCUUCCAAGAUCAUUCCACCCAUUCUGUCCCUGCUGAGCAAGAAGAAGUACUGGGCGAGCAUAGUCGUGACACAAGACUACCAUCCGCCAGACCACAUCUCCUUCGCAGACAAUCACGAGGGAGCUGAAGCCUUCAAGGCUAUACAAGUCGAUCAUCCCCUGCUCGGUCGCAAUGGAGAAGGAGAAAAAAUCGAGCAGAUGAUGUGGCCAAGGCAUUGCGUCCAGGGUACGAAGGGAUCCGAGAUCCAGCAGGACGUCUGGGCGAUGUUGGCAAACGUGCGGCAGCAGGGUGAGGACGUAGUCGUCGUUCGCAAGGGAGAUGAUCCGAAAGUCGACGGAUACUCGGGCUUGUCAGAUAAUGCAUACUCGAGGUUUACUCCCUUCAUCAGGUAUAUUUCAGCCAAUCACUCCACUGCCGGUGUACAAAGGCCUUCAACAGACAUUGCUGUUGUGGCAGGUCUAGCCACUGACUAUUGCGUCGUAUCCACAGCCCUUGACCUGCUCAAGUACUCCAUCGCAGUGUACAUGCCUCUGAAUUGCAUCGCAGGCGUGUCCGAAGAGACGACCGCAUCUGCUAUCACCAAGCUUCGCUCGGCUGGAGCUCACAUCUUCGAUACACACGAGGAGGUCAUGGUUGCCGUACAUGCAGAAGUCGAGAGGAGGCGUGGUCAGGAGGGGAAUUGGAUGAGCAGCUUCACAAAAAGACAGAAUGUAAUCUGGAAGGCUAGCUGA
Microstroma glucosiphilum is the source of this 834-nucleotide messenger RNA. Its product is annotated as Isochorismatase hydrolase. The record is from RefSeq and is a predicted model, not a curated record. The coding region runs from base 1 to 834 and encodes 277 amino acids. NCBI's taxonomy places the organism in Eukaryota, Fungi, Basidiomycota, Exobasidiomycetes, Microstromatales, Microstromataceae. The transcript has 3 exons.